UAUCUUAUAUAUAUACUAUAUACAUAUCAUUCCAGGUGUUGGGCUUCUUGUAAAAUUAGUGCAUAACUUAUUACUUGGAACUACUAUGAGAUUCAAAACCUUUGUCCCGGUGUUUUUCUGGAAUAACUUUUUUUCUGUGCACUUGACAAAGAUACUACUUCGCCAUACUAUACAUUACAUCCCUACCUAAUUUUCGGCAGCAUAUUUUAUCACUUAGAAGAAAGUAUAUUCAUAAGAGUAAAAUAAAACAGCCGAAGCCAGUGGCGGAAGACUCUAAUGUAAGGGUUCAAAGUUAUAUGUGACGUAAACAUAUGGCGUGAUGACUCCUCCCACAAAGUGAUGUCGACAAAAAGCUGUCUCUGAAAUUCUCAAUGAUUCGUACCUUGUCUACGCUUCGAGAAUGGUGGCCAUGAUAAGUCACUGACUCCGUGGUUGCAGGACAGCUUUUGUCAUUCUACUUGCACAAUUGUUUAGAAGUGAGGAGGUCCGUGGCAAACCCUACGUAAGCUUGAACAGGUAAAUGAAUAAUAGGGCCCUUUUUUGGGGAAGGAGUACACCCGGACAUCCAAUGCUACCAAGUUUUCGUCAUUUGUUGACUUCCAUAAGGUGCAGAAAGAUAAUUAUAUAUGCUCUAUAAAGCAAUGGUUGUUGAUUUCUUAGUAAAAUACAACUUGCGAAACAACAUUAAAACAAUCCAUCUCUGCAAUCCUACUUUGAAUCAACUGAAAGUUAGUCUCACAUUUAUAAGUCUCAAUUUUGCAAUUGUAGUUAACAUAAAAAUCUCUAGGAGUCAAUAGUUAAAUAGUUAUUGUUCCUGUCUGUUAAAUAGCACUGUCUUCUGAAGGCUCUGCAACGGAAAAUUUAGGCUAAGAAUGAGAAGGGAUUAGGAUUUGCCAAUGUCCAGCAGGUCACCCUAAAAUGGACUAGAUCGCAGGAAAUUGCAUCUAUAAAAUUCAAAAUUUUUGGGGGGAAGGACCCCCAGAACCCCCUCAGGGCUAAGCCCCAGAUGUUAACAAAGUCCGGCUCCGUCCCUGCUCAUGCCUCAUCACACUAAAAUCUCAAGAGCAAAAUUAAACUUGCACUUCAUCAUAUUAAAACCUACAUGGUGAAACUACUCAACUUCAUGUCUCAUCAAACUUAAAACUCAAAGGUGAAACACAGCUCACAUCACACCUCACCAAGCUUAGAGCUCGGUGGUCUACCUCCACUCAGACUAUAAGACUAUAAGCUCAGCUCGGUGUUGAAAUUCAUCUAACACCUCCUCAAACUAAAUGUCUAUUGGGGAAACCAACUGAUGCUCAUCCAACUAAAAGUGUAGUGGUAAAAAUGCCUAACCAGGCUGAAAGUUCAGUGGUGCAACUGUACUCACGCCUCAUCAAAGUAAAAGCUCAAUGGCGAAACUCGACUCAUUCUUCGUCAGUCUCAAAACUCAGUGGUGAAAAUAUCUCAUGCCUCAUCUAACUAAAAGUUAAGCGGUGAAGCAAAUCUCACACCUCACCCACCAGUGGUGUAACUCUGUCACGCCUCUUCUAAGUAAAAGCUCAGUGGUAAAACCCCAAUUACACACUUGAAGCUCAUUAGUGAAACUCAAAUUACUCCUCGUCUUUCAUAAUGCUCAAAGGAGCAUGGUGGUCCCAUUUUACUCAAUAAUCAAUAUUAAAUCAUUUAGUGUAUGCAAGACAUCUCAUAGUAACUCUUACAAACUAAUAUUUGUUAGGAAAUUAGGUUAACCACAUUAUGACAUUAUCAUUUUCCAACAUCCGUCAUUGGAACUCAAUGGUUCUACCUUAGUCGCACUACCAUUAACCAGAACUUCCAUUAGAACAGUGGCUGAAUCAUAUCCAUUAUCUACAUUUGAUGCCACCUAUAACCUGAUAGGGAUUCAAAAUAUCACUAACAUUCUGGCCGCAACAAAAUCAGACUGGUUUUGCAGUCAUCGCCAUGUGUAAUGAUAGCUAUAAGAAAUAAUAGUAAAUAGGGUAGCGUAAAAACAGAGAGAGAGAAUAAUCAGAGUACAGUGAAAAUAACGAGAAAGAGAGAGAGAAUUGAGCUUUGGUGUGUGAGCCAGAAUUUAAUCAACAAAACCUUAGUCAAAGGAAUGAACCAUAACACCAUCGCAAUUAAAAUCUUAAGACCGUCAUAAAACCUGUGACCUCUCACCAAACUUACUCAGCUUCAUUCGAUAAUGGAGCUCCGCCUCCAGGAGGAGGUAUUAACAUGUUAAAUUAUUGACUCCGCCUGGAAAAGGAGGAAUUAACAUGUUAACCCCACCUAAAAGGGGAUGGGGAAAAGAUAAGGAAACACCACACCACGAAUCAAGAAUCCAGUUGGGCGGAGAACCAAGAUCUACACCGCCUUAGGAGGUGGUGCCGAAUUCGAACCGAGGGUGGCUCAAGUUGAGAUUGACAGAAGACGCGAGAGAGGAGACUGGCAGCCGUCGUUGAGUACAGAAGCAAAAAUAUUGCCAGAGUCCAACAAUAGAUUUUUAAGUGUUGUAAUUUUACUUGUAAAUCUAAUUCUUUGCACAGUAAAGAAAGAAACUCAGCCGUUCGUCUCAUUCAAACUUCUCCUGAGAGACUUGGCCUAAUAAGAUUACUGGUCCAGAACUUACAUUAAGAAGAAGCAUCAAGUUAAACAUAGGACCAGACUGCAGAACGAAUUAUCAAGAAGCAGCAGCAGGUAAGCGAUCAUACAACUCGAACACUCUACCUUACGAAAAUGCACCACGCAGUGAAGAUAAUGAAAGAAAUGCACAUUUCGAGUUACAACAGUGAUACCAAUCGACGAACAUAACUUGAAAAUUAAUAACAACGGCGAAGAAUAAUAGUGAUCGAUAAAAUCCUGCUUGAAGGCGUCAACGAAAAGUGCAAUAACAAGACUUUAUACAAUAGCAAGAAGUUUCGUUUUCCCUUGAAGAAAAACGAGACGUAGAGUGUUAUGAAACGAAGGCAUAAUAAUGUAUGUGACGCAGACAUAACAUCAUCGAGUCGAGAUGUAGAACUACAGCAACUGAGAAAAACUCAAACCGAUUUCUAUACAUAAUCUGUUAAAAGCGGACGAGUGUAUUGCAGAUGAACGAAAAUACAUUCCCGUUAAAGAAUCAACCUUACUGAAGAAUUUUCGACAAGGACGAAUCUUUGCCGAAUAACGAGAAAACAGCGUCAGUCAAGAUUGAUUGGAAAACACAACAGGGAAACAGGCUCUUCUUUGUGCGAGAUAAGACGUGUACCGAGACCAGCCUGCCGUCGCACUUGCUCAGCAACAUCAUGGAGUGCCUCAGGAACCGGGAGGCGUUCGACAAGGGCGACAACAAGGCCAGCACGAGGACCAAACGUGGCAGCCGUAUUCGUCGCGGAGGCAGUGACUACAUCCGCGACGGAGGCAACGACUUGAAGGAGCUCGAAGCCAACGUGACUGAACUCGUCAGCGAGAAGAUGGAGUACAUGAUCGAUUCUCACGGGGCGCUCGCCGACCGCAUGAGUACCCUCGAAGAUAAACUGCAAAAGAUCACGGAAUUGCUCGUUCAAGGCAUCUACAGCAGCACCGGGUCAGAGCCUCCCAGUUCUAGCAGAGGGCAAACGAUGGCGGAGUUCCUCGUUCAUGCCAAGAAUUCUGGGUCGGUUCCUUCCAGUGCCAGAGAAGUGCAAGUCAGAGAUACGAAUGAAGAGCAAGCGUCGUAGCACAAACCAAUUUAAUGUGUCAAGGUCACAACAAAAUUAUGGCGGAAAGAAAGUUUAUUUAUAAUGUUAUGGCCGCAAAAGAGGUCUAAUCCAGAAAGCAAAAUGC
Messenger RNA from Macrobrachium nipponense, 3786 nucleotides. RefSeq lists its product as uncharacterized. Lineage: Eukaryota; Metazoa; Arthropoda; Malacostraca; Decapoda; Palaemonidae. The record is from RefSeq and is a predicted model, not a curated record. The transcript is spliced from 2 exons. Bases 3267 to 3680 code for a protein of 137 amino acids.